This is a messenger RNA of Pistacia vera, 330 nucleotides long. RefSeq names its product 5'-3' exonuclease-like. Bases 1 to 330 code for a protein of 109 amino acids. Gene Ontology annotation, molecular function: 5'-flap endonuclease activity; DNA binding. Gene Ontology annotation, biological process: DNA replication, Okazaki fragment processing. The transcript has 4 exons. The record is from RefSeq and is a predicted model, not a curated record. NCBI's taxonomy places the organism in Eukaryota, Viridiplantae, Streptophyta, Magnoliopsida, Sapindales, Anacardiaceae.
AUGAAUUUCCGUCAUACUCUAUAUCCAUCUUACAAGAACAACCGUCCCCCUACACCUGAUACCAUAGUUCAGGGGCUUCAAUAUUUGAAAGCAUCCAUCAAGGCUAUGGCUGUUAAAGUGAUUGAGGUACCUCGUGUAGAAGCCGAUGACGUGAUUGGAACAUUGGCUGUGAGGAGUGUUGAUGACAGGUUCAAGGUACGAGUCGUUUCCCCAGAUAAAGAUUUCUUUCAGAUCCUCUCCCCCUCUUUACAUCUUCUACGAAUAGCACCACGCGGAUUUGAGUUAUAUGGUUUCAAAGACGGAUUUGUUAAAUACAUACCCACGGCUUAA